Funneliformis mosseae is the source of this 126-nucleotide messenger RNA. The record is from the annotation of a GenBank genome assembly. NCBI's taxonomy places the organism in Eukaryota, Fungi, Glomeromycota, Glomeromycetes, Glomerales, Glomeraceae.
AUGACGCAACUAAACUCAAGACCAGCAACUGAGCACCUUAGCAGUAGAGGCACACAACAAGAGGCAAGAAGUCUACAUAAAAUAAAGGCCAAGUAUAAUAUCGAAAACCUCACAUAUCAGGAAUAA